Messenger RNA from Alnus glutinosa, 2127 nucleotides. Its product is annotated as E3 ubiquitin-protein ligase At1g63170. The record is from RefSeq and is a predicted model, not a curated record. NCBI's taxonomy places the organism in Eukaryota, Viridiplantae, Streptophyta, Magnoliopsida, Fagales, Betulaceae. The transcript is spliced from 6 exons. The coding region runs from base 438 to 1679 and encodes 413 amino acids.
CAGCUGACGUUAUCUCUCUUUCUUUCCGCCUCCUAAUAAAGCGAAGCGACAAAAAAGCACACGCGGAUUGAAAAGAAGUAAAGAACCAAAGCCAGAGACGACUCCGAAUACGGCACCGUUUCAUCGCCUCCUAUUCUUCCUCACCGCUGUGACACCCAUCGCUAAGCCCAAUCUGGUUUUGUGAUCUUGUCAAGUUUAUCAGUGGUGACCAGGGAAUCGGUAAAGCUGCGGUGGUUAUAAACUAGUGCAAGUAAAUCAGAAGGGAAGUUGUUCAAUUCUCUACACCUAGUGGUGCCAAGUAAUUUAAGCUGGUCAGUACAAGUUGAAAGGACAAGAGUGACAUUUGUUUCCCCAAAGUUGGGACUGGGAUGUAAUUGCAGUGUCUUUGUUAUACAAGUCUAUGUUUUCAUUAUUCCCAACUGGCUUGGUGGACUUAGAUGGAUGUUCCCUCGGCGGAACUACCGUGUGAAAGUCAAAGUGAUACUUGCCCAUUGUUAAUGGAGCAUCCAGAAUACCCUAACCGUAGUGAGCACAUCGUUGACAUACCGGGGUGUGCUGAUGCAUCCUCAUCUAGCUUGCCUCAUGAUAGGCGCUCUAAUAGCAUAAACACAUCGCAGCUGGAAGACAGACCUUCAAGUAGCGCUAGAGUUCCCAUUUCCCAACCCCAAGUUUCUUCCUCUAAUGGAUCAAAUUCCAGGAACUCCUCGCAUGUAAGGAGAGGAGAUGCCCGUCGACGCAGGAGUCCAUUGAAUUCUGGGGUAUGGAUAUCGAUUGAACUAGUUCUGACUCUGAGCCAGAUCGUUGCAUCUAUUGUUGUUUUGUCUGUGUCAAGGCAUGAACAUCCACGUGCGCCAUUGUUUGCAUGGAUUGUGGGUUAUGCAUCUGGAUGUGUUGCCACCCUCCCCCUUCUUUAUUGGCGCUAUCGCCAUCGUAACCAGGUUUCAGAGCAAGAUUCGACUCAACCCCAUCAGACUUCUCAGAUUAAUGUUCCUGCAGGGCCAUUUUCUGUGUCUGUUAGUAGGAAUUCAGAAGGGGAAGAUCGUCAGGCUGCAGUUGGAUCCUCUAGAGGCAGUCAACAUUCAGGAAGACUGAGUGCAAGGAUUAAGGUACUAGUGGAAUACUUCAAAAUGGCCUUGGAUUGCUUUUUUGCGGUUUGGUUUGUGGUUGGCAAUGUGUGGGUCUUUGGAGGGCACGCAUCUGCCAACGAGGCUCCUAAUUUGUACAGGUUAUGUAUAGUGUUUCUUACCUUCAGCUGUAUUGGAUAUGCUAUGCCCUUCAUUUUAUGUGCAACAAUUUGCUGUUGUUUGCCUUGUAUAAUCUCCAUCCUUGGGUUUAGAGAAGAUCUGACACAGACUAGAGGCGCCACACCUGAAUCAAUUGAGGCUCUGCCAACAUACAAGUUUAAGUUGAAGAGAAGUAACUCAGGUGUCAGUGAAGGUGGUGUUGUGGCUGCGGGAACCGAAAAGGAGCGCCUGUUUUCUGGAGAAGAUGCUGUUUGUUGCAUCUGCUUGGGAAAAUAUGCAAACAAUGACGAGCUGAGAGAGUUGUCAUGUUCGCAUUUUUUCCACAAAGAUUGUGUGGAUAAGUGGUUGAGGAUCAAUGCCUUGUGUCCUCUUUGCAAGAGUGAGGUGAAUGGGAGCAUUUUGGGUUCACUCUCUCGGCCAAAUGGUAGCCAAUGACAGCGUGAAAGUAGAGUGGGAAAUGGUUGGGUGAGCAAUGUGUGCUAAUCUGAUAGUAUAUGUAUGUCGACCCUUGGGGAGAAUAUCCAUAUGAACUGCUAGUUUUUAACAACUUCUGGACGGUUGGAUGAUUGCCCAAAUGCACCCAUUCCAUUCUUUUCGAUUUUCUGCCCCAGUUUUGGGUGAGAUGUAGACAUGUUAGCUUGCUAGAUACCAUUGAAAUUGCAUUUGGCAGACAUGUUAGCUUGCUAGAUACCGUUGAAAUUGCAUUUGGCAGACAUGUUAGCUUGCUAGAUACCGUUGAAAUUGCAUUUGGCAGCAUCGUGUGGCCAUGUGAAGCCCUUUUAUCUGGCACUGGCUGUCAGAGUGAAAAGAUUUUAUGUAAUUAUGAUAUACGAAUAUGUAGAACAGAGAUGUUGCGAGCAAGUAAUAGAUUGUUUCUUGUUUA